Molecule: messenger RNA, 3594 nt
Organism: Bombus pascuorum
Lineage: Eukaryota; Metazoa; Arthropoda; Insecta; Hymenoptera; Apidae
Product: 1-acyl-sn-glycerol-3-phosphate acyltransferase gamma-like
Exons: 7
Coding region: 326-1483 (385 amino acids)
Cellular component (GO): endomembrane system
Molecular function (GO): 1-acylglycerol-3-phosphate O-acyltransferase activity
Source: RefSeq, a predicted model, not a curated record
CUUACAUAAUUCUUCUUAUUGAACAACAGUAUCACCUGAUCAUCAGAAAUGAUAUUCAUUAGUUAGCGAUCAAGAACUGAUGUUUUAUUCAACCAAUCAGCGUUCUUUGAUCUCUCCUUUUAUGCGUGCGCGAAUACCAUGUAAAUAAAGGCACACAGAAGUUGAAGUUAUUCAGAAGUUAGUGUCUUCCAGCACUUUGCACGCGAUAAUUGUUUGACCCAAGAUUUUAGAAAUGAUUUAAGUUGGAUAUUAAAAUUAAAAAUCUUCAAGAGAUAUAUAUGUAUGUUUUAUCAUUACUGAACACAUGUAAAAAAAAUUGUGAAAGAUGGGAUUGUUAUCAGUAUUGAAGCAAUCUAAUGUGAUUUAUGUUAUAUUUGGUAUAACUUUUCUUACAUCGGGCCUGAUCAUCAAUUUUUUCCAGUGUCUUUUGUACUUUGGUCUUAGACCUUUCUCCACAUAUCUUUAUCGCAAGAUUAACUACUAUCUCUGCUAUUCCUUAUAUAGUCAGUUAGCAUUUGUACCAGAAUGGUGGUCUGAAUUAGACAUUGUACUUUAUAUGAAUAUGGAUGAUGUGGAAAAAUUUAGAAAUAACCAUAAAUAUAUAUUAAUGAACCACAGAUAUGAAAUAGAUUGGCUUUGUGGAUGGAUCAUAUGUGAACGUACCGGAGUACUUGGUAAUUGCAAAGCAUAUGUAAAAAAAUCGCUACAGUAUGUUCCAAUAUUAGGGUGGGCAUGGAGAUUUGCUGAAUAUAUAUUUAUGGAAAGAAAUUGGGAGAAAGAUAAAGAAGUAAUCACCUUGCAAAUUAAAGAGCUUGUAAAUUACCCAGACAGUAUAUCGUUGCUUUUAUGUGCCGAGGGAACACGAUUUACAGCAGAAAAACUAGAAGCCAGUCAAAAAUUUGCCCAAAAAGCGAAUCUUCCAGUAUUAAAUUAUCACUUAACACCACGAACGAAGGGUUUUGUAGCAAGUUUACCGCAUAUGCGGGGCAAAAUUUCUGACAUUUAUGACAUGCAACUGCAGUUUAAGUCAGAUGAUCCUGUAAAACCAACGUUAACAAACUUACUACAGGGAAAACGGAUCACUGCGUACAUGUGUAUUUUCAGGAUACCGUUAGAAGAAGUGCCAGAAGACGAGAAAGGUGCUGAAGAAUGGUUACAUAAACAUUAUGAGAAAAAAGAUCGUAUGGCAGAAAGUUUUGAACAAACAGGUGAUUUCUUUGAACUUAGUGGGGCACCCAAAUUAGAAAAGAUUACAUUAAAAAGAAGAUAUCAUUCACUCGUUAAUAUAAUUUUCUGGGCAAUGGUAGUGAAUGCACCAAUUCUUUAUUAUUUGAUUAUUAUUCUCUUGUCUGGAUCGAUCAUUUAUUUCUCGAUAGGAGCAAGUAGUAUCUUCUUAAUUUAUUUACUUUUGCAAAGAAUGAUCGGAAUGUCCAAAAUAAGUAAGAGUUCAUCAUAUGGAACUGAUGAUAAGAAAUUGAAGUAAAAUAGAAAUGAGAAAAUAAUAAAAGGAAUACAGUACGAAAAAAUACAGAAUGAAUAGAGAAAAAUUGACAUUGAAGUUAGAUGAGCGUUUGCAAAUUAUGUUCACCUCGUGAUGUAUUCCACGAGACCAUUUAUGUAAAAAUCUAUAUGAAAUAUGCACAGAAGCUUGUAAAAAUGUAAUAUGAGCUGUACAUUGUUGAUUGUACUUUUAGUUGCAUUGAUUGGUUGUAAUGAAUAACAAUUUUAGAAGUAGAUAUAUUAAUAUCUUGAAGAAUUAAUUUUUAUGUUCAAAAAUAUUUGAAUAUUUUAAAAAAAUUAAAAGUUUUUGUUAUAAUAAUUAAAUGAGAUUAAUUAUGUUCUUUUGUGAUAAUGUUUUAAUGUUAUAGAAUCUCACUUUCUAAAUUAAAAGUUUAAUAAAGGGUUGAAAACGUGAAAAGAAAAUAAUAUAAUGUAAAAGAGUUCUAUUCAACAAGAACGAAAGAAUCAAUUUAGGACAUACUUAAUUUCUAGGAUAUAAAAAUAGUUAUUUUAAAAAGAUAGAAAUUUCUAAGGUAAUCUCAUAAAAAAUUAAGUUUUUAAUAAUUACUUUAAACCUAUUUAUUUAGUUUAAAAUGACAUAUUAUUUAUGCCAAUAGUUAUUUAACACUACUGCACAAAUAUUAAUUAAAGAUUAUGUAUGACAAUAUAGAUAUAUGAAUAUCAAUUAUUAACAAAGGGAAAAGAAUUUUUUGAAAGUAUAUAUUUUACGUUAAUAAUUUUAUUCAAAUUUUUUUGAAUACAGAUAUAUAUUGAUUAUAAGUAGGCAGUAAAUAUUUAUGCAGAUGUACAUAUAUAAUGUAUUAAGAUCUGUUAAAUACAUAAAAAAGAUAUGCAAAAUAAAAAGGCACUUUUUCUUAAAUCUCUAUUGACAAAACAAAUUUUGAUAUAUAUAUAUAUAUAUAUAUAUAUAUAUAUAUAUAUAUAUUCUGUUUCUGUAUCUAUUUUUUAUAAAAAUAUACAUUUGCAUGAAUAUCUGUAAUUUAUUUAUUAUUAUGGUGUUAUUGUACAUAUAUUCAGAUCUUAUACUAAUACUAAUACUUAUCUCAGUACUAAUAGUAAAAUGUCUUUUUCCAAUAAAAGUUUUGAUUGAUUAAUUCCAGAAUAAAUUGCACAUUACUAAUCAAAAUUAGCUAUUGAUGAAACAAGCGAGGAUGUUAAUAUAUUCGAAGUUUUGAAAAAGUAUUAUUAAUUUAAUCCUAUAUUUAACUUUACCUAAAACCAAAUGUUAAUGGCGACGGUAUUUCGUUAAUAUUGAUGAUCUCAAGUCCUUGAGAAAAUUAGCUUUGAUUAAACGAGAAAAUUACUUUCGCAAAUUCUGGAAUUUGAAACUCCGUGACAUAAAAAUAUACAUUAUAUGUAAGUAUAUAUAUAUAUAUAUACACACACACACACGCGCGCGCGCGCGCGCAUAUGAGUGUAUAUGCAUGUGUACCUUCUUAACAGUCUUCUCGCUAAUAGCAUAUUUAAAUCUGCGUUUAAAUUUUGCUUUUACUUUUCAUUGACGGCUGUUGUUUCUUUUUCUUUUUCUUAAGUAUGCAUUAUUUACUUUUACCAAUCUAUCAUAUUAAGGACAAAAUUUAUGUGGAAGACAUUCUAUUUUUUCCAAAUUACAUCUUUUAUAAUAUCAUUCAUUGUUUCUAUUCAACUAACUUUUAAUAGAAUGAUGAUUUAGAUUAUUUAAUAUUUCAUGUACUUUGAUGCUUAGUAAUGUACGAAUUUGAACUAUUGAAAUUUAAUAUAUUUAAAUAAAGAAGUAUGAUUUUUAAUUAAAUAUUUAUCUUUCUUACAUUACUUUCGUGAUGUAUUUCAGUAUAUCCUUCAAAAGGCUUAGCUACGUACUGAAUCUUCCUUAAUUUUCCUAGCGCAUCGUAAUAACCAUAUUGUCCUUUUAUUGUACCAUCGCGAUGCUUUUCUUCUAAUCUGUAUUGCCUAUUCUUUCUGCAAUAAAUAUAUGGUAUAUUGUUCAUUAAAUACCACUAAGCAUAUGUAAUGUUUUCUAACGAUGUAUAUGUAUAUGUAUACUGAAAAAAUUGGACGUUUAUAAUAAAUAAAUCUAGUUUUUAUAAAUGACAA